AUGGCGCAUCACAGGAUGCUUUCUGUAAGGUUUGGAGAAGAAAUCAAAUCUUCUUCGAGAAUGAAGCAUGAUGGGAUUAGAAAUGGCACUCUACGUGGUAACAAGAAGCAGGAUCCAACAUGGGAGGAAAAGCAUAUAACUCCUUCCAAAGGAAGAAUCAACGAAAUGUUUGCAGAGACAAGACUUUAUGAGAGUCCCCAAGGGCAUAUUUCAUUAACAGGUUCUGCAGGGUCGAUUCAGUCUGGUCCUGUUUUCUUUUCGAAUCGAACCCACAAGAGUAUCCAGAGCACAUCAUCAUUGUCGUCAUCAUUUAGAUCUAGUAGAACUUCACUUUCCAGCUCCUCUGGAGGGAAAAUAACGGAGAAGAAGAAAAAGGAGGAAAAAGGAGCAUUGUUUUCUUGUAUGGGACGAAAAUCAUGCAAGAACUCAAGAAGAUCACCGGAACGUGCAAGAGUUAAUGAAGCAUUGAUCAUCGAGAGAGCGUGCGUGGUGGAGAGUCUGCCACAAUUCUGGGCAGAUAAGUACCGACCUGUUUCCCUGAAUGACUUCGUUUGCCACAAACAAGAAGCUCAACUUCUCAAGCAAUUUGUGUCUCUUGAUGAAAUUCCACACGCUCUGCUAAAAGGUCCCCCCGGUACGGGGAAAAGAGCCUUAGCAAUGGCUCUUCUGCGAGAAAUAUACGGCGAGGAGUGUUGGAACGAAGGUAGGCCUACGAAAAUAAGUGUUCCAAUAACGUUCAGUCGUCAUCACGUGGAACUAAACGUAAAUUUGGAGCGGAAUGCUAAGCAUGCUUUGAUUGGGUUAGUGAAGGAAAUGAACUGUAUCUAUGCAGUAACACCCCAAGAUGCCAAUCUCAAUAUCAAGUCAGAUUGUCAAGUGGUAGUUCUCUAUGAGGUUGACAAGGCAGGACAGGACAUCCAGCACAUAAUCUCAUGGAUUAUAGAUUGCCACUCCCAAAUAUGCAAACUAAUACUCUGCUGCCAAGAUGAUGUUGACAUUCCUGACUCUGUGAGGAACCUGCUCAAAGUGAUUGAGGUUCGUCCACCUACUAUUACUCAGAUUGUAGAGAUUCUGUUUGAGAUAGCAAGGAAAGAGGAUAUUCAUCUAUCAAUGAAUUUUGCUGCUAUGAUUGCAGCAAAAUCUAAUCAGAAUCUCAGGCAAGCUAUCAUGGCUCUUGAGGCAUGCAAAGCAUUCAAAUAUCCAUUUUUGAAAGAACAGCCAAUUUCAAUUGGAUGGGAGGAUGUUGUAAUAGAAAUUGCUUCAGAGAUCAUAGCUGAUCCAUCAAAUUCAUGCCUAAUCUCAGUAAGAGAAAAAUUUCAGAAGCUUAUGGAGGAUUUUGUUCACCCAAAACUCAUUCUCCAGAAACUAGUGGAAGAACUUUUGAAAAAUAUCGAAGCCAGCUUAAAAAGGGAACUCUACUAUUGGCACGCUUAUUAUGACAAAAGACUCCCACCUGGAACUAUAGCUUUAAACAAGUUAGCUGAAUUUGUGGCCAAGUUUAUGAGCAUAUACAGAAAGAGCUGUGUCAGCAGGCCAUAUAUGUGAGCAGAUAUGGACUUCUCAUCUUAAUCUGCUAAAUCAAAAGGAGAAUGGAAUUUCAGUAUAACGGUGAUGCGGAGUCCGAGGUUCUCAAUGGGAUCAUCAACAUUGAGCACACCUAUGUAUGAUGAA
Molecule: messenger RNA, 1671 nt
Organism: Neltuma alba
Lineage: Eukaryota; Viridiplantae; Streptophyta; Magnoliopsida; Fabales; Fabaceae
Product: replication factor C subunit 5-like
Exons: 10
Coding region: 1-1545 (514 amino acids)
Biological process (GO): DNA-templated DNA replication; DNA repair
Cellular component (GO): nucleus; DNA replication factor C complex
Molecular function (GO): DNA clamp loader activity; DNA binding
Source: RefSeq, a predicted model, not a curated record